This is a messenger RNA of Solanum lycopersicum (tomato), 1051 nucleotides long. RefSeq names its product stress response protein NST1. Lineage: Eukaryota; Viridiplantae; Streptophyta; Magnoliopsida; Solanales; Solanaceae. The record is from RefSeq and is a predicted model, not a curated record.
AUAGUCCAUCCGUCCGUCAAAUAAUUAGGCGGGUUAUAUUUGUGGACAGCCGGGUCUGACCCGGUUAAACGAUUCAUGUCGCAGUAAAACCCAGAGAGAGCGACUUGUCUUCUUCUUCGGCUAGAGGAAAAUUACUCCGACUCGAGCAAUCCGUUUCCUAUUUUUGCUUAAUUGGAGUUGUGAGGUUUGUUAUAGGAAAAAAAAUUAAAGUAAAUGAAGAAGCUUAUAGAGUUCGGACGAAAGGCGAUGUUCUAUAUUAGGGUUCUGUCGGGAUAUGAAGAGCGUAAAAUCCGAUCGUAUCGGUUACAGCUUCAACAGCGUCUUCAACAGGCAGAAGAGAGAAAGGCAGCUGUAAGGAAGAUUCCUGAGCAGAUGAUUUUAUCAGAAGUUAGACGCAUGGUAGAAGAGAUGCAAGCUUUAAAUAAGAAGUUAGAAGAUACUGAGACGGCCAUAACUGAUUAUUUCAAGCCUUUAGACCAGCAGGCAGAGGAAGUAAUGAAAAUGCAACUUAAGGGAGAUGAGAAGAGAAAAGAUGAGAUGAUGGAGGCCAUGCAGAAGCAAGCACUUCUUGAGAUGGCUCAAGCAGAGAAACAGAAAAGCAUGCGAAUGCUAAACCCAAACAAACAUGUCCAAGAGAAAACAUCUACAGAGACACUCAAUCAGAAGUAAGAUAUAAUUUUGUAGAGUAGUAGUAAGUUGUUCAUGAAAUUGGUACUGUGUGAGUCAUAUAGUUUUUCUUCUCCGAAGGGCAUUAUUUGGGAAUGCAAGUAAGACGAUUCAGGUCCUGCCCUAAGCAUAGGAUGAUUUGUAACAAUGAGUGACAAGCCCCUCUAUAGGACGGAGAUAGGAUUUAGAGUUUAUGAGUUCUGAUUUCUAGAAAAUACAACUUAUUCUUGAUAAACUAUUUAUACAUAUUUGAGUGGAUUUUUAACCACGAAUACAAGGUUUAGGUCAAAGCUACUAGGUUCCAAACACGUAGAUAGACUUGUAGCUCCGCCCUUUCAGGCCUCCUCCUUCAAAUCAAUAACACUUUCCAGUUUUGAUUGUGGAA